Molecule: messenger RNA, 6274 nt
Organism: Amphiprion ocellaris (clown anemonefish)
Lineage: Eukaryota; Metazoa; Chordata; Actinopteri; Pomacentridae
Product: dehydrogenase/reductase SDR family member on chromosome X-like
Exons: 8
Coding region: 712-1692 (326 amino acids)
Source: RefSeq, a predicted model, not a curated record
CCGACAAGUGCAGCAGCUCGGCGCGCAACUUAGGACGAGAAACGUCUCUGCCGGGUUUGAUGUUAAAAAAAAAUAAAUAAAUAAAUAAAAAAAUUCAUCGCGCUCUUAUACUGCAGCCCUCUUUGAACGAACCACGGGUGUUAUCACUACAGUCUGUGUCCCUGUCUCCUCUGAUGUGCGACAGGCAGAGAGUGGGUCUGGGGAGAGACAGCCCGCUGCUGUGCCGCUUCUAGCAAGGGAAGCCCCCACGCGUUGCGCGCCCGGAUCGCCGGUAUAUAUUCGCGUCGCGGAGUGCGUGUGCAUGCGCGCCAGGCUCUAAAUGUGUGUGUUGGCGCACGACAAAGCCCCGGGCUCCGUCCUCAACAGUUGCUACCGGAGCGGCGGAGAGGAGAGGAGGAGAGCGAGAGAGACAGCAGACUGAGGACGGACGGACGCGGAGCCCCACGCCGCUCUGCUCGGCUCUGCUCCUGACAUGCAGUCGCUCAUCUCUCCGGUGACCAAGGCCAUCCUAGUCGCGCUCUUCAUCUUCGCCAUACUCCUCAUUCUCUAUGUGAUCCUUUGGUACAUUUGCAGAGACGUGGACUGCGACCACGGCAUUUGAGGAUUCCGUUAAAACGGGAGUAACGGGAAUAUCGCAAUGGGGCGCACAGAGGAGCCCGCAGAGUCCAGGGUCAUCCCUGACUGCUCACUCUGGUACACGUCCUGACAGAGAUGCUGUCUGCUCUCCGGUCUUAUCUUCUGCCAGCUGUCAGGCUCUACCUGCUGGGUUUGAAGGUCCUGUUGGUCCAGCUGUUCAGCAGACCUCCGAGGUUGCCAGUGAUGCCCAGACAAGAUGGCAAGGUUGCCAUAGUGACAGGAGGAGGCAGGGGAAUCGGGUAUGAGGUUGUCUGCCACAUGGCCAGACUCGGGGCGCAUGUUAUCAUAGGUGGGAGGGAUGAGCAGGAGGGUCUUGCAGCCGUCAGAAGGAUCUGUGAACAGUACAAAGAGGCCAAAGUGGAGUUCAAGAAAUUGGACCUAGCCUCUUUGCAGUCUGUCCGUCAGUUCGCCCAGAGCUUCAAGGAGCGGGACCUGCCUCUAAACAUUCUGGUUAAUAAUGCGGGUGUAAUGCUGGUUCCUGAGGGUCGCACUGAGGAUGGAUUUGAGCAGCACUUCGGUAUAAACUACCUGGGCCACUUCCUGUUGACCUGGCUGCUCCUGGAUACACUAAAGGAUUCUGGGAAGUGUGGUCAUGUCUCCCGUGUGGUCAGUGUCUCAUCCUCAGCCCACCGCAUCGGAGAGAUCCGACUAAAUGACCUAAAUAGCUGCCAGCAUUAUUCAGCCCACACUGCUUAUUGUCACAGUAAGCUGGCACAGCUGUUAUUCAGUUCCCACCUCCACCAGGAGAUGCAGAGUGGAGGUUUCCCAGUGAGUUCAUGUGCUGUGGAUCCUGGAAUGGUGGAUACAUCUCUGUAUCGCCACCUCUGGACACCUCUCCGUCUGGCACAAAGUGUCAUCGCUGGCCUGCUUUUCAGGACUCCUGCAGAGGGCGCUGCCACAGUGCUGUCAGCUGCUCUGUCACCGGUCCUGGAGGGGGAUUGUGGAGGAGGCUACUGGGCCAAUGGGCACAGGGAUGUGACUACAUUACUGACCUUUGACCCCCAGUUGCAGCUGAGCCUAUGGGAAAUCAGCCUCCAGUUGCUGGGCCUGCAGUAGCUUGGGACUAAAGGAUGUCCAACAGGACUAAACCCAUUUGAAAACAUCUAAAAAAAAGACCCUAAUCUCGGGCCCACCAGCCACCUUCUCCCUUUUUUUCUUUUUUCUCCGUCCAUACCUCACAUCAAGGCGUUGGUAGCAAUUUAUGUUGAGAGGGUCACAGUCCAUCGCUGGACUGUGAUUGGUUGUUUGUAGAGUGAAAACCUCCUUUUUGUUCCAGACCUGCCAAAGAAGGGCUACAGGGGAUGGAAGACGUUUUUUUUUUUUUUUUCUUUUUUCACUGUGAACAAGCAAACAUAUAUGCACACAACCUAGGGUUACAAUGAUAUGUAAUUUUGCUGUCAUAGAUACUAGGUAGUUACUGCCAUUUAGUCGUGAGUCAGACAUCAGUUAGUGUUGACCAUCUUUGAUGAAGCCGAUUCCCUGUUCAUAGCAAACCUAAGAUGUCCAAACAGUGAAUUUGGCGUGCUCCAAAACUCUGCAAUAACACAUGCCUCACUCUGCCUUAAUAUCACUAGGCUGGCUUUCAGUAAAGUAUUUCAUUGUCCACAAUGAGCUCAAUGCUGCUUCAGAGGCUUUUCAAUAAUAAAAUACUAGACAAACAGUAAAACCUGUUUUGGGAAUAGCUUAAUCCAAAUGCCGAAUUUUGGCAUAAUAUAUCGGCUGCAAAAUAACAUGUUGGUCAAACCCUAGCAUACUGACACAUUCACACACCAUGACAAUGAUCUGAUCUAACCCGCCUCACUGCGGCGGGGGAAUGUGUUGUCAUCAGUUUGCUUUGACACAUCACAGUGAAUUCUCAGAUCGUCUUGCCAUCCCGCCUGUUUUACUGGGAGCACUUUCUUUUUUUUGUUUUUUGGGUACAUUCCUGUGCUUUUACUGCUGAAUCCUUGUGUUAUAUGCUGGUAGUAGCUGUAUGAUGAGCUCUUUUCAAGAAGGUGAAUUCAGUUGUACUCAUGCAGAUGCUGAGAAAACAUAAUCAACUCCUCUUUCCUCUCUCUCUACCACACAACAACACAAUAGACGUUCCUAUGGACUGAGGAUUUGGGGGGAAGACACUGAAAACGGAGGAGAUGCUAUAUAACAGUGGGCCUAAAUUUGGAAUAAUUCCCCUCGAUCUGGGACUGAUGAAAGACUUGGUUUUGUUGUUGGGAAUUUUCCUGCUGUUGUCGUUCUCUGAACCCAGAAUUUCCAAAUGUUUCUGGUUGCUUUUGUGUGCUCAGAAACAAAAAAGGAUGGGGAACCAACCUCCACUUCAUUCUGUCACCGUUUUCCUUUGUGAUCUGUGUUAAUCGCUUUUACUGUGUCUGUGAAAUGUGUGUGUGUUUUAUGCACACGAGAUAAGAAUUAACUCAUGUAUAGACCCAAUUCAUGCUGAUGGGUAGCACAACAAUUGCCAGUCCUGAAGGAACAGUGACGAGAACGAAAGAGAGAGCGAGGGGAAGCACUUUUUUCAUCAUUUAAACUGUGAUUGGUUCCACAUUGCUGCUGCUACUGCAGCUUCCUCAUUUGGCGCUGCUCCCAGUGCAUUGUGGGAUUGAGAUUUCCCAGUGGUGAGAAUCAAACUCCAUCUGCUGAGCUGACACACACACUCAGAAACACUGGGAGCAGUACAUCCAGGCACAGGCUUAUCCAAACAAGCACACUGCAAACAAACAUGUCUGUCUCUCAUGCAGGAAUAUACUCACACACACACACACACACACACACACACACACACACACACGUACAAAUACAAAUACACACUGCACCAUAAUGCCAUCUUCACUGUGAUUAACGCAUUUUAGCUGUUAGGAUGAAAAGUUGUAUCUGAAAUGACAAGUUUUGGCUAAAAUCUUUAACCACAAGUCAUUGCUGUAUGUGUAUGUCGCUGCUUUGAAUACUGCCACUGAGCAUCCUGCAUUCAUUAUUAUCUGCCGUAUGUGAAGCAAUAGUAUCACUGUGGUAGCUAAUUCAGCCAGUGGCACAGUCACACAUUCAGAAUAGGAGCAGAACCCAAGAGUAUGAAAGUGUACAAAGGAAAACUAUACCAGCUUCAAGUUACCCAUAUAUGAGGAAUUAAAAUUUUCUGUCUGCAUGUAUAGAAGUGUUUAAUGAAGACAUUAUCAGUGUACAAGUUUUUCAAGCAGGUUGAAAUGUGUCUUCAGGUUCUUUAGGGUAACUAAAGGUUAGUCUGAACCUGCUUAUCCCUCAUAAAAGAGAAAAUCACAGAGACAAAAAAUAACAUUGUGUCUGGCCUGUCCUUGGCAACUUGUAAAUUGACCUAAAGUAGGUUAGGAGAGUUGAGUCUUGGCUUGUUGUUCUGAUCUAUGUCAUGUGUUUACCAGUGAUAAAUCACCUUAACCCAUGUACCUGGUAAACACGAUAUGAGUUGAGAUAGAUGGCCUCAAUGCCUCAUUGAACAAUUGACCAGCACAUAAUAGACUGUGAGAUACUCAGUGUGGACAGCGUCCUGCAAUACAGAGCUGUGUUACUUGGCUAAAUGUUAAAGAUGCCUUUGAAAUGGGACAUUAUGAUGAAGGAGGAUCCAUCUUUAGAUUAAUGCUGCUUUCAUGUCAUAUGGAUGUAUGAUAGCCACAAGGAACGUUCACAGAACAUGGAAGCGUUCACAUCACCAGACAGUUUCUCACGAGUAUUACAAUUACUAACAAUAUGCCGCUAUAGUCAUUCAAUUUGGGAUUGAUAAAUAUUAAUUUUGAACAAUACACUUUGGGUAAGAUUAAGGAGAUGAGUCAAAUAUAGUAAUAAUGCACUUUUUUUUAAUGUAGCACCUUACAAAAUUAGAGUUGCAAAGUGCUUUGCGAAAAAGAGCCACCUGAAAAUUUUACAAUAUGACAAAUGACAAUAAGUCAUUAAAAUGACCUGGAGCCAAUCUGUCUAGGUGGAAUUCUAAAAACCUGACAACAAUAAUUUUCUGAUCUAUAUACUGAGUUGUAGAGAAAAAAAAAAGUUUCCUAAUUAUAAUUGCUGUGUUACUUGAAUGUUGAUGUGAACUGCUUGUCCUGGUCACUCCCUGAUAUUUCACACAACUCUGAUUUGACUUGAAGGCACCGCAACUCCAGGAAAACACUUCCCAGCAGCUUAAAUCGGUCCUUUUACUUUCUAGAAUUACUUCUAAGCAAAUUGUCAGUACCUCAGACAGUAGGCUCUGAAUAAAAUGGAACAUCUAACAUUGAAAUUUAAAACAAACACCUCUUUAGUGUUUUCUCGAUUAGCAGUUGCCUCUAAAUGCCAGCAAUAUUCCUCAGUGUUUGAGUGUUUUCUCCUCUCCGUGUUGUCGGACUUGGAAACAGUUUAUUGCCUCAGUGCUUUCUUGUUUGACUGUGUGGUUCCCUUAGGCUACUAUAAGGUACCGACUAAAUGUCAACCAACAAAACCCCAGUCCCACUGAAACAAACGCGCUUGCUUCCCUUCUUCACACAAAUGAAAACACCAGCUUACUACUCAGCAGUGCUCAUUUACAGAGUACAAGGCUACAGUGCGACGACAAACAUUCUGUCAAAUCGUGUUUCUCUCUGUCCAGCUGCUGCCGUAGUUGUAUUCAAACCCGAGAGAGGGAGAAUCGGAGAAUGUCGCAGUCUUUCCUUUCUGAGCACAAGGCUUUCCAAAGACGAGUUGGAGGAGGUGUGUGAGGGUCUGCCUUCUUGUUGUGUCAGCGCGCAGAAAGCGGCUGCUAAAUUAUCAAUGAUUACCUGGUUAUAUAUUUAGCGUCCUCCUGAAGCGCUCUGUGCAGACGGGGCGACGUGGGGGGAAAGUUUCCGAACUUGAAGUGCAAAUAUAGAAAAAGAGCAAAAACAGCUCAAGUAAGUGUCUGUGAUAUUGUCUGUAUGUGAUUUACUUGUAUAUGAUCAUUUCAGAGCGUUGGAGGAGACCACUGGAGAUGUGUGUAGACUGAAAAUGCUCUAAUAGCCAUUUCUCUGACUGACCUGGGAUUACAUUUAUAUUAAAUGUUCCAGUCCCAAGUUCUGCAGUUCCUAAAUGUGUAUAUGUAUAUGAAGAGAUAAUAUAAAGAUGUAUACGGGGGGGAACCAGAUGAACUGAGUCCUUACUCUGGUACUAUUCCAGUUAAAAGAAAACGCAUUCAUUUUUCUGUCUUCUCUUAUUUAAAGCAUACGCCCCUGACCUUUAACUCGAGUCCCUGGAGGCCACACACACACACACAGGUUCAAUCCAUUGUAAACAUUCAGUCCAUCUGGGCCCCUGAGGAUUUAUCAAACGUGCAAGAUGUUUUAUUUUUACUCAUUAUUUUGUUGUUGUUGAGAUACACAUCUUAUUGCUUUUGCCGUGCCUAAGAAGAAAAUCUCCCUCAUACGUGUGUAACUGUGAAUUUUUUCAUGUAGAAUUGAACUUGUAGAAACUGUGAUACCGUCUUGUCCUGUGCGUUGCCGUAAGUUUUUUCUCUCUUUGCAGCGGUGGGAGGUGGCGAGUGUAAACGUGUGAGCGAGCGAGCGAGUGUGCGUGAGCGUGCGUCUAGAUAAGGGAGUCGAUGUCCAUGUUUUUUUGUCAAUGGUUGUGACAUUCCAGCAGCAGCCACCACCUUUUCUAUUAUCCAAAGCCUCUCAAUAAACAUAUCAUUGUGCCA